This is a messenger RNA of Hepatospora eriocheir, 672 nucleotides long. Lineage: Eukaryota; Fungi; Microsporidia; Hepatosporidae. The record is from the annotation of a GenBank genome assembly.
AUGAACAAAGAAAAGAAAGAAGAAUUUUUAGAAUAUUUAUUAUCAAAAUCAUAUAAUUCUAAAUGUGCGCAUUGUAAUAAACCAUCUCCUUCUUGGGCCUCUGUUACACUUGGAUUAUUUGUUUGUCUAACAUGUGCAGCUUUACACAGAAAACUCGGUCCAACCAAAUCCCGAAUUAUUAGUCUCUCAUUAGAUAACUUAAACGAAUAUUCUCUUAGAAGAUUAUAUGUUGGUGGUAAUAAAAAUGUUAAGAUAUUUGAUAUUGUUGAUAUCUUUAAUAAUGAAAAUAACCAAAAAGUACUUGCAAAAGAGCUUGAUAAAAAGGUUGAAGAAAACGAAAAAAACGAACCAGGUGAGACGUUUAUGGAUAAAGUAAGCAAAGGUAAUAAGUAUAAGUUUGAUAGUGAUGUUAAAAUAGAAAAGAAAACAAUGAAGAAAUUUGGUGAGGAUAUAUCAAGUGAUAAUAUAACAGAAGAUUCAAACGUUGAAGAAAUAAAAGAAACAUCCCACGGGCCCAGAAGAGUAAUGUCAAUUAAUAUAACAACUCUCAGUAAUCAAAUUAACAAUGACCAUCUCAUAGAAGAUAAAGCUACAGUAUCUAACAAGUUAAAGAGGUCAACCAAGAAAAUAAAUAAAAGUGAUACUUCUAGAACACCCUUCUUAAAAAAAUAA